This is a messenger RNA of Anguilla anguilla (European eel), 3925 nucleotides long. It is a transcript of the gene tmc2b, whose product is annotated as transmembrane channel-like 2b. Gene Ontology annotation, cellular component: plasma membrane. The transcript is spliced from 20 exons. Bases 382 to 3369 code for a protein of 995 amino acids. NCBI's taxonomy places the organism in Eukaryota, Metazoa, Chordata, Actinopteri, Anguilliformes, Anguillidae. Gene Ontology annotation, biological process: vestibular reflex; detection of mechanical stimulus involved in sensory perception of sound. Gene Ontology annotation, molecular function: mechanosensitive monoatomic ion channel activity. The record is from RefSeq and is a predicted model, not a curated record.
AGAUGUACUGUGCAUGUGCAUGUGUGAGGAUGCUAAUUGCCUACCUGUGUUUGAGCAGCAGUGUGUAUGGAUUUACGCAGGUCUGCGUGCGUCACUCUGAUCACCUGUGCACUGGAAACCUCUGAGUGGUCUUUCAUUUCAGGGCCCCUCCAUUUCACAUUCCCUUUUGUUUCACAACCGAACGCGGCUCAGAUUAUCAUCUCCGUUGCCACGGCAUUGGAGUCGUCGCUGUGGAGACACUGCGGCCAAACCCUAAACAGCAGGUGUGUCCGGGGCAAGUGAGCACAUCGCAUUCUCUUUGCGCCGCGAGUUCCCCUGUCAGUCAGUCUCAGCGUCCCCCUCAUCCCGCCAUCCCGCCAUCCCGCGUGAAGCUGCGCAACGAUGCCGCGAAGGAAAAGUGAAAUCGAAAUACGAAUGGAAGAGGUUGGAAUGGAAAUUGAUGGACAGGUGGAGAGCGAGGAUGAAGAGGAACCUGAAAGAAGAGUGAGGCCAAACAGGAGGCAGCAGAGAGCCUCUCCGGCGGCGGGCAGGAACAAUAAACCCGCGGGACGCAGGGGCAGGAGGGACCAGAGCGAGGAGGAGGAGGAGGAGGAAGAGGACCCGCCAAGGAGGAGAAAAGUUAGCAGGAAGAAAUCCGCCAAGGCGCAGGACAGCGAGGAGGAUGAGGAGGAGGAUGAGGACCCGCCAAGGAGGAGAAAAGUUAGCAGGAAGAAAUCCGCCAAGGCGCAGGACAGCGAGGAGGAUGAGGAGAGUGAGGGCGAGCAGCGAAACAGGAGGAAGGGCAAGAAAGGGACCGGCAAGAAGAAGAAGGGGGCGCAGGACAGCGAAGACGACAGCGAGGAAGAGGAGAAACCAAAGAAGGGGAGGAACGCCAAAGGAGGCAGCAAGAGAGAGAAGGAGGAGCAGAACAAGAGGGAGAAGACGGGACAGGGGGACGCCAAGGGGAAGGGGAAGGACAGAGGGAACGAGAAAGAUAAGAAAAAGAAAAACGAUCUCAGCAGCUCCUCCGACUCGGACGGGGAGUCGGACGAGGAGGAGUCGCUGUCGGAGGGGGAGAUGGCGCGGCUGAAGGAGGAGGUGGAGGAGAAGAAGAAGCUCAUCUCCAACAUGAGGAACAAGCCCUGGCGCAUGAAGAGGAGGCUCAAGUGCUUAAAAGAAGCUCAGCAGUUUGUGGAGAAGUUUGAAGGGGCUUUGGGAAAAGGAAAAGGGAGGAAGCUCUACGCCUACAAAGUGAUGAUGACAAAGAAAUGGAUCAAGUUCAACAGAGAUUUUGAAAAUUUUAAGACGGCAUGCAUUCCCUGGGAAAGAAAAAUCAAAGAAGUUGAAAGCCAUUUUGGCUCCUCUGUUGCCUCCUACUUCCUGUUCCUCCGGUGGAUGUACGGGAUGAACUUAGUCCUCUUCGGCUUCAUGUUUGGCCUGGUGGUGAUCCCUGAGUUGUUGAUGGGGCUUCCACACGGAACCAUUCCCAGGAAGACGGUGCCCAGGGAAGAGCAGGCCAGAGCCAUGGACUUCUCUGUCCUCUUAGAUUUUGGUGGUUAUUGCAAGUAUUCUGUUCUGUUUUACGGUUUCUAUAACGACCAGAGAACGAUCGGCUUCCUGAAGUUCCGGCUCCCUCUGUCCUACCUGCUGGUGGGAGUCGGGUCCUUUGGAUACAGCCUCAUGGUUGUGAUCAGAACCAUGGCUAAGAACUCAAACGAGGGGGGCGACGGAGGGGAGGACAGCGCCUUCACCUUCGCCUGGAAGCUCUUCACCAGCUGGGAUUACCUCAUCGGCAACGCCGAGACGGCCGACAACAAGUUCGCCUCCAUCACCACCAGCUUCAAGGAAUCUAUUGUGGACGAACAAGAGAACCAGAAGGAUGAAAAUAUCCAUCUACGGAGGUUCCUGCGUGUUCUGGCCAAUGUCCUGAUCAUCUGUAGCCUGGGAGGAAGUGGCUACCUCAUCUACUAUGUGGUGAAAAGGUCACAGGAGUUCGCCGACAUGGAUGCGGAUCAGCUGACCUGGUUACAGAAGAACGAGGUUGAGUUUGUGAUGUCACUGCUGGGGCUGGUGUGCCCGCCCCUUUUCGAGACGAUCGCUGAGCUGGAGGAGUACCAUCCCCGCAUCGCCCUCAAGUGGCAGCUGGCGCGCAUUUUCGCCCUCUUCCUGGGAAACCUCUACACCUUCCUCUUCGCCCUUUUCGACGAAGUGAACGCCAAGCUGGAGAAGGAGAAGUCGAUCAAAAACGCCACCGUCUGGGCACUGAACGAGUACUACGCCAAUUACUCGCUGCACUACAACACCACGGACGUCCCGCCGCCCGACAUCGACCCUGCCGACGUCAUCCGCGGGCCGUGCUGGGAGACCGCCGUUGGCAUAGAAUUCGUGAAGCUGACCGUUUCUGACAUCCAGGUGACGUACCUGACCAUCCUGAUCGGGGACUUCCUGCGGGCCCUGAUUGUGCGCUUCCUGAACUACUGCUGGUGCUGGGACUUGGAGGCCGGAUUCCCAUCGUAUGGAGAGUUUGAUAUCAGUGGCAAUGUACUUGGACUCAUCUUCAACCAAGGGAUGAUUUGGAUGGGAGCGUUCUACGCCCCGGGAUUGGUGGGGAUCAACGUGCUCCGCCUUCUGACGUCCAUGUACUACCAGUGCUGGGCAGUGAUGACGUGUAAUGUCCCGCACGAGCGGGUCUUCAAGGCCUCCCGCUCCAACAACUUCUACAUGGGUCUGCUGCUGCUGGUGCUGUUCCUCAGCCUUCUGCCUGUGGUCUACACCAUCAUGACCCUGUCCCCCUCCUUCGACUGCGGCCCCUUCAGUGGGAGGCAGAAGAUGUAUGAUGUCAUAAUGGAGACCAUAGAGAGGGACCUCCCGGCAUUUAUGGGGACUCUGUUCAGCUAUGCAUCUAACCCUGGACUUAUCAUACCAGCAGUGCUGCUCAUGGUCUUGGCCAUUUACUACCUGAAUUCGGUGUCAAAGGCUUAUCAGAAUGCUAAUGCCGAACUGAAGAAGAAGAUGCAGAUGCAAAGAGACGAGGAGAAGAACAGGAGGAACAACAAGGACAGCACCAAUCAGGUCAUGAAGGAUUUGGAGGACCUGCUCCCCAACAGGUCCCUCAUGCCCCCACCCGUCUCUGAGGAACUUGAAGAUAAUGCAGUCGAGCAGGGGGCCAAGUCCAAGUCCCCUAAGGUAUCCGGGAAACCAGGGGCAGCAUCCAAUGGGAAAGGAGGGGUCAACCUACAGAAGGACGUUUCGCUGGCUGCAUCCAAUCCCCGCGUGCCCGUGACCCGCCCCCCUGGGCCCCGGGACCCUGGACACCUCCCGGGACACCCUCGCAUGCAGGGGCCCCCUCCCGGACGAGGAAGGGGGAGGGGACAGCCCCCUAGACGUUAGCAGAAGCACACACGCUCUCUCGCCAAGUCUUGGUCUCCCUCUAGUGUUUCUGCUUCAUCUGGCUUAUGGGGACUCUCAGGGUCUAGAGAGACACAAAGGCUUCAAAAACUGAAGAAUGCCUCGGAAAGCACCCUGAAACUUAAAUGCAGUUACAGUGACCCAGCUUCCUGUAUUUUCUUGUGACAACUGUCAGUGAGGUCAGGUGGGAACUGUAACUACAACAUCAGAACAUGCAAAGCAUUCAUACCUAAUAACAGUAAUGACAGUAAGCUGUCCAUAGUAUGAAUUAGCACUGCUGGAUUGUGAUGAUGGAGCAGUGGAUGGGGUGUGAUGAUCUUGCCAAUAGUUGUGUGAAUGAGAGGGAACAACCAGAGGGAACACAUUUAUUUUGGGGAAUCUGAUUGGUCAGAUAAUUAUCCAAACCAUGACAGAACUGAGAUGUAAAUUUGAAUCCAUGGUUUAUAUUGUGAUCCCAUCACAUGCUGUAUAAAUCUGUACAAAUCAUUCUUGAAGGCAGCACUGUUGUUAUUAAUUUUUAUUGGUGUUAAUCUCCACU